Molecule: messenger RNA, 2637 nt
Organism: Acanthocheilonema viteae
Lineage: Eukaryota; Metazoa; Nematoda; Chromadorea; Rhabditida; Onchocercidae
Source: the annotation of a GenBank genome assembly
AUGUAUGGUAGCUAUCCAUCACGGUUAUCAAUUGUCUGCAGUGAACUGCUACCACGAAUUCAGAAUCAAAGCUACGUUGUGGAUACGUAUUUCUUACAAUCAGCUAUCGAUCGUAUUUUCAACGAUCCUCAAAUCGAUCUUUUAUCCGUUUUAUUACAGCCAGGAAUAAACGAUUCUCUAUUGUUGGAAUCAAACAUCGAAUUUUUCGAGUAUUUUAUGACUUCUUUUUGCCGACAUUUGGAGCGUAGUUCGUGUAUAUUACCACUGAAAACUGUACAAGACAGCGUCUAUAUGAGACUUCUUGCUGAUUAUGUUUGUUUUAUGAUGCCGGUGAAUGAAGAAAAUUCAGCUGCUGUAACAGCGAGAAAAAUUCAUUCUGAAAAUACGAUGAAGAGUAGUUAUAGUACACCACUCAAUGUCUUUAAAGAGGAAGCUUUAAGACGAUAUGCGCUCUGUCCCUCAUCACAUUCCAUUCGGACAUUGCGAACUAUGACCCAGUCUAUUUCACCACAUUUUCUAACAUUCACAUGUAUUCUUGUUCGCUCAUACUGCUCGUUAUCAAAUUGGCCAACUGAUUACCGUUUCAUUGCUCUAAGAUUUGUUCUUAGAGAAAUUCAUGUAUUUGCACUUGCUGAGUCGGAAGAGUUCAACUUUUCCCAGUCAAAACUUCAACUGCAAUGGAAUGCACCAUUUGCGGAUGAACUUUUUGAUUUUUUCUUGUCAUUAUUUACUCAUUGGCCAGCAAAUCCCUCCUUUACCAAUCUUUUUGAUGUAUGGGUUACAUGGAUCCGACCAUGGCGUUACUGUGGGAAUGAUCUACAACGUAAUAUGCCAUUCAUUCGUUGCAAUCGUCGUUUUUAUAUCGAAUUGUCAGAUGCAUUCUGGCGACGGAAAUUUUCACUUGAAUGCACACAGGAUAUAGAGAAUUUAGCUUCAUACAUUUGUAUUUUAACCUCUCCUGAUAUGCUAGAAGUCUACGAGGCUUUGGAAUAUAAUUUGGAACCAUAUGUUCUUACUUUAAUAAAUUCAUUGAAAGAGGAUGCUGAAAAAUUGUGUUUGAGAAUGCUGAAAGAUGAAGAAAAAUUGGAAAAGGCAGGCUGGUUUCAACGCACGUUCUUCUGUCUUGAGGAAGAAUUGCUUUUGUCAGAGCAUAAAAGAACUCUGAAAGCAUUGGAAAGGCUUAUUAUAGAUGCAAGCAAAGCUUUGUCGGAUUCAGAUUGCAGUGAGUCACAAAAUGGCAUUGUUGCUGCAAGGAGAGUUUCAGCAAAUGAAUCCUCAAUGAGUAUUAUGAGCACUUCUAGUUCACAUAAUUCAUUACUUUCACGAAAACAAAUUCCUGAUCAUUAUGUUGAUUCAACGACAAAAUUAAUGUAUCUUACACCACUUGGACGAAAACAGGUUGCUCAAGGAACACAUCGUUUUGAUUAUUCGAAAUGCUGGAAAGCAACACCGCCAAUUAUUUCAUCACUUCGUUCCAAUGAAGUCUGGUGGUUGUCCAGAUUACUGUAUCGAAUUUCUAGAACCAUUAAUCAUAUCGGAUUUAUUCAGUAUCUUUCGCAAUGCUACGAAGAUUCCACACUAGUUGGUUUCAUUGCUCGACUUUUGCUUGAUCCAGAAUAUCCUAAUGUCUAUGUUCCGGCACAUUCAUCAGUUAUUGCAUUUCAAAAGCCGUGCCUUAAUUUGCGUUACUUUGCUUACUAUCGUAAUUUGGAUCGUUCUGCUGGUUUCAUGCGUUUAUACCGGAAUGUGUUAGAAGUAAUAAGGCUUGUGAGGGAUAAAACAUUUUUAAUGGACGAAUUCUUAAAUGUGAAUAGUUUGGAUACCUUAAGAGCAAUACAUGAAAGUGAUGAACAGUGGAAAUUACGGCGAAUGUUUCUUGAACGACAUAUGGCUAAUUAUCCAAAAAAUCGUCUUCUUUGUCUAGCUCAGAUCUUCUGUAAUAUGAUCGCUCUCGGUUGCACAUAUGACCAGGAACUGAUGAAGACAGUCAGAGAAAUGGGUGCAGGACUAUGCGAAGUGCUUAAGGAUCGUAAACGAAUUUUUGAGCAAGAUUCUGUCAAGCCAUCUGUUUCGAAAAAAGCAAAGUUGGAGUUAAAAAGUGGCAGUGUUAUCAAUGAAGAUUCGCCAUGCGCUUUGAAAAGGAAGAGUUUUAUGCUAAUAAGAGCGCAAUUGACCGUCCUUGGAAAAGACACUGAGCCGCUUCUUUCGCUCAAUCAACUAACUUCUCGACUCAAGUACAAAUGGGAGUUAAAGAGUGUUGAAAAUGGCAAAUCGGUACUUCUUGUGAAUGAUGUCAUUGUUUUGGAAGGAAUUUUACCUGCAUGGAAUGAUAACGAUACAAAAAAUUUUGCUGCUGCUGCAGCUUUAGCAUCAUUAUCGAGGGAAGACAGAGAAGUACGUGCGAAAGGUGGCAAGUUUGAAUUAUGCAAAGGCGAUGAUGGUCCAUCCGAUUUUUAUAUGUCCUAUCUUGUGGAUCAAUUGAAAUUGGCCGUUAAAGUGAUGCCUACCAAUGGAACUUCAUUUGAUAAAUUGGAAGGCGGUCUUCGUGCAGUUCGGAUGCCUCUGCGAUACAUUGCCGAACGAGGAACAGGGCACGACUUCUUUUACAUGCAAUAUUUCGAGCUCCUUUCUCUUUAA